Molecule: messenger RNA, 1426 nt
Organism: Arachis stenosperma
Lineage: Eukaryota; Viridiplantae; Streptophyta; Magnoliopsida; Fabales; Fabaceae
Product: chlorophyll synthase, chloroplastic-like
Exons: 15
Coding region: 33-1151 (372 amino acids)
Biological process (GO): chlorophyll biosynthetic process
Cellular component (GO): membrane
Molecular function (GO): chlorophyll synthetase activity
Source: RefSeq, a predicted model, not a curated record
ACACAAAAAAAAACCUCGUACAUAAAUCUUCAAUGGCGUCCCUACUCAAAAUAUUUUCGGUUUCACCAAGAACAUCAUUAUCAUCAUCAUCAUCUACCACAACUGUUCAUUCUCGACCUCCUCUUGCACCAUUUUUCCCUCUCUCAUUCACUAGGAGGAGAAUAGCCAUUAGAGCAGCUGGAAAUCAAGUUGAUGAACCUAACCAACAAACUAAAACCGGUUCAAGCUUCAAUCAACUUCUUGGUAUUAAAGGAGCAGCCCAAGAAACUAACAAAUGUAAGGUUCGUCUUCAACUCACAAAACCUGUGACUUGGCCUCCAUUAAUUUGGGGGGUAGCUUGUGGUGCUGCUGCCUCUGGAAAUUUCCACUGGGAUUUUGAGGAUGUUGCUAAAUCAAUUGUGUGCAUGAUGAUGUCUGGUCCAUUUCUCAUGGGAUAUACACAGACUAUGAAUGAUUGGUAUGACAGAGAAAUUGAUGCAAUAAAUGAACCUUACAGACCAAUUCCUUCUGGAGCAAUAUCUGAGAAUGAGGUAAUAGCUCAAAUAUGGUUUCUGCUACUAGGAGGCCUAACCUUGGCUGGUAUAUUGGACAUAUGGGCAGGGCAUGCUUUUCCUACAAUAUUUGAUCUUGCACUAGGUGGAUCUCUGGUCUCUUAUAUAUAUUCUGCACCUCCUUUUAAGUUAAAACGAAAUGGAUGGAUAGGAAACCUGGCCCUUGGAGCAAGUUACAUCAGUUUGCCAUGGUUGGCUGGUCAGGCUUUGUUUGGGACUCUAUCAGCAGAUAUAAUUUUUCUCACACUAUUAUACAGCAUAGCUGGAUUUGGGGUUGGUAUUGUCAAUGACUUCAAAAGUGUGGAAGGGGACAGAGCUCAUGGUCUUCAGUCUAUUCCAGUUGCUUUUGGUGCUGAAACAGCAAAGUGGAUAUCUGUUGGGGCUAUUGACAUUACACAAUUACUUAUUGUUGGAUAUCUACUUGGGGCUGGUAAACCAUAUCACGCUUUGGCUUUACUCCUCUUGACAGUUCCACAAGUCAUUUUUCAGUUCCAGUACUUCCUCAAGGACCCUGAGAAAUACGAUGUUAAAUAUCAGGCUAGUGCACAGCCAUUUCUGGUACUUGGCAUGUUGGUGACUGCUCUUGCAAGUUGCCACUGAUGAUUAGUUAAUGUACAAAAGUUACAUAGGAAGCCAAGGAAUUCAUAUAGAUCGAAUUAAUAAUUAGAUGAAGAAGUGAUAUUAUUAAGAUAGGUGCAUUCUAGUAUAUUUCAUUUUUUUUUUGGUGCCGUUUAAUUAUUCUAUGAGGUUUAAUUAAGAAAUGUCUUUCUAGGAAGCCUAACAAAUUAAACACAAUGUACUAUUUUGACACAACGAUUUCCUUUCACGUUUUUUAGAACUUACUGUCAGGAGGAAAGGAAUAUUACUUGUGUUAA